GACUUUUCCUUAAACCGGUGCCAAAAUCAAAUUUCGGCUUGCGUGAUCUGGUCUAGCAGGUUCAUAGCAUUUAAAAUAUUGUCAAAAUAAAUUCGCUUCAAUUUUGACAUUAUCAGAAAUUCGCUGUUUCAAAAACUCGUGUGUUCUGCAUUUGUUCUUUAUUCACAACUGUUUUAAAAAUACCAAUUUGAAAGAGAUAUAUCGUGAUUUGUAUAACGAAAUGGACAAGAACAGCGCAGCUUUAGUAAAGAAAUUGCAGUCUGAGUUAGAUGCCUACCAAAACCUGCAGAAAACCUGCGUAAAACUUGUCAAACAACGUACUCUCCUCGAAUCUCAGCUGAAUGAGAACAAAUGUGUUUUGGAUGAGUUAAAUCUUCUUGGUCCUGAUAAUAAAGUUUACAAAUUAUAUGGUCCUGUUUUGGUCAAACAAGACUUGGAAGAAUCACGACAGAAUGUUGGCAAGCGGAUUGAAUACAUUUCAAAAGAAUUAAAAGGUUCCAAUGACACUUUGGAAAACAUGGAAAAGGAUAUGACAAAACAUCGAGAAACUGUUCAAAAGCUACAGCAGCAAUACCAAGUUGCGGCGGCAAUGAAAUAAAAGAAUACACUAUGUCGUCUUUAGCAUUAUUAUAGCCAACGACUCAGAUGAAUGUAAAAAAUACGCAAUUCAUAUUUCUUAAAUAUAAUGGUCAAUGUUUUGAUUUAUAAUUUAA
Molecule: messenger RNA, 713 nt
Organism: Ceratitis capitata (Mediterranean fruit fly)
Lineage: Eukaryota; Metazoa; Arthropoda; Insecta; Diptera; Tephritidae
Gene: Pfdn6
Product: probable prefoldin subunit 6
Exons: 2
Coding region: 221-598 (125 amino acids)
Biological process (GO): chaperone-mediated protein complex assembly; protein folding
Cellular component (GO): cytoplasm; prefoldin complex
Molecular function (GO): protein-folding chaperone binding
Source: RefSeq, a predicted model, not a curated record